Messenger RNA from Carica papaya (papaya), 1327 nucleotides. Lineage: Eukaryota; Viridiplantae; Streptophyta; Magnoliopsida; Brassicales; Caricaceae. The record is from RefSeq and is a predicted model, not a curated record.
GUCCAAAUUAUAUGUGUGGCUCUGCAUGUCUACUGUUUUUUCACUCUGGUCUGUUCAUUCAUCUUGCUUCUGUAAUAAUACGUUUUUUUCUUCCUUUUUGUUAUUGAGGACUAGCGAGAAGGAACAAUGUUCAAAAUUACUUCUAAUAAUUCUUGUCAAGAAGAAUUUUAAUAAUCUAACAGCCAUAAUCACUUUUGUCCUCGAACUUUUCGCUUAUGAGCUAUGGAAAUGUCAAUAUCCACAUUCCCAACAGUCCAUGACAUAUCCAUUGCCAACCCAGGAAAACCUCAAACUCUUAUAGAGUAUUUGGUCAUCUUGAUAGGAGUUAUAUUGUCAACGUUGAAUCUUUUUGGAUGCAAGAAAAUGGUGGAAGAUAGUGUAUUUCUCGCAUUUGUGUGCAUGUACACAAGACAUUCACUCUACUGUACAAUUGCAUGCAUAUGCCUGAACAUGCAUAUAUAUACUCAUAUUUAUACACCCUUUAAUCUUAGUUAUCUUUGGGAAAUUAGUGCUACUUCAUCUACUAUUCAUGUUGCAUCUAUUUAACACGUGAUCAGUUUCUGGGGCUUUAUUCUAAUGGAUAGUUCAAAUAUAUAGGUUAAAUAUACUGGCUGAGCUUCUUCGAUUUGGUGAUCGUGAAUUUUACAGAGAUUGGUGGAAUGCAAAAACUGUUGGGGAGUACUGGAGAAUGUGGAAUAUGCCUGUUCAUAAAUGGAUGGUUCGCCAUAUCUAUUUUCCAUGCUUGCGAAAUGGGAUACCUAAGGGAGUUGCUAUUCUCAUUGCAUUCUUCGUUUCUGCUGUUUUCCAUGAGCUCUGCAUUGCUGUCCCCUGCCAUGUGUUCAAGUUAUGGGCUUCUAUAGGCAUCAUGUUUCAGGUUCCAUUGGUCUUAAUCACAGAUUACUUGCAAAAUAAAUUCAGAAAUUCAAUGGUGGGCAAUAUGAUGUUCUGGUUCUUCUUCUGCAUUCUUGGACAACCAAUGUGUGUCCUCCUUUAUUAUCAUGACCUGAUGAAUCGCAAAGGGAAAGCUCAGUAAAAACUCGGAACAUCCCAAUGCACAAUUACACUUAUACAUUUUGCGGCUACCAUUUUCUCCUGCAGAGUACCUUUGAUUGUGAUGCAACAUUGCAUUGCAUUUCAUUUACCUGCAGCUUUGCUGCUUUCUGCACCACACGAUGCAUCUUUUCUGGGAGGAGUGAUCGGAUUCAAUUAAUGUAGGAGCAAUUUUGAUGGUAUAAAUGCAUUGGCAUCAUCUAAUGGAAAGUUGUACAUGAAUGUUAUUUUGAUUCUACCUUUCAGUGAUACACUUGACUAGCCUACUGUACUUGUC